AUGGAUGCAAGAAACUUAAUUGAAAACCUCAAGGCAGAUCUGACUUGCUCUAUCUGCCUGGGCUACUUCACUGAUCCAGUGAUUGUCAAAUGUGGCCACAGCUUUUGCAGAGUCUGUCUUCUCAGGUGCAGAGAAGAAGCAGAUGCAACAUUGAACUGCCCAGAAUGCAGAAGAGUCAUUGAAGACAGUGAUGUGGUGCCUAAUAGGAAGUUGGAGAAUCUGUGUACCACAGGCAAAAGGCUCAGACCUCAUCUGCUUGAGAGCAUGGUAGACCUGUAUGUGUGUGAUCAUCAUGGGGAAAAAGAGAAGCUCUUCUGUGAAGAGGACCAGAGACUCCUCUGUGCUUCCUGUUUAUUAGCCCCAGGGCACAAGGAUCACACUGUCCUUCCCCUGGAAAUGGCUGCUCACAAGUGCAAGGACAAGAUCAAGCACACCCUGAAUACCUUACAACAAAAAGAAGAGGAAUAUAAUGUUGCACUAGAUAGAGUGAGAAGGAGAGGGAGACUCUGUAAGAAGGAUCUAUACACUUUGAAAGUAUCUGUUAAGGUAGAAUACCAGAAACUGCAUGACUUCUUAUGGGAGGAAGAAGAGCUCUAUCUAGAAACACUGGACCAGCAAUAUAAAAACAACUUGGAAAAACUGGAGCUCAACAAGGCCAAACUGUCACAACAAAUUCAAAAUCUAGAAAGAAUGAAAUUAGAACUAGAGGAGAAUUUGGACAAGGAGCCCUUGGAAAUGCUCCUGGAUAUGAAGGACACUUUGGCAAGGAAUGAGGAGCUGCUCCUUCAAGAACCAGAGGUUGCUUCCCUUGCCUGGAACACCAGCUCCAUCAUUGGCUUGAGAGAGAUGCUCAUGAGUUUCCAGAGUGAUAUAAGUCUUGAUCCUGAAUCAUCCAAUCCACAUCUCAUCCUGUCUGAAGAUCUGAAGAGUGUCAAGUAUGGAGAUGUCCCACAGGACCUUCCUGACAAUAAGGAAAGAUUUGAUGUUGCUCUUGCUGUACUGGGGGCCCAGACCUUCUCUUUAGGCCAAUACUAUUGGGAAGUGAAAGUAGGAGAUAAAACAGAGUGGGAAGUGGGAGUCUGUAAAGAUUCAGUCAGGAGAAAAGGGCAACUCUCCUCAUUAUCUGAGGAUCUAUUGACCCUAGAAAGCUUUAGAUCUGGAUAUAAUUGCUUCCUCUGGAAUUCUCAAUAUAGCAUUCAUCGAAGUCAACCUAUUGAAAAAUUGGGUAUUUUUCUGGAUUAUGAUAAAAGACAUAUAGCAUUUUAUGAUGCUGUAGAUGGAUCUUUAAUUUCUAAUUUCUCAGAAAUAGCCUUUGAAGGGCCUCUUCGCCCUUACUUCUCUCUGUGCUGUCGUAAAGGAGAAAGUGCUCCUGGGUCAAUUAUGCUAAUUAAUAUGGGAGAUUCUCAGUGA
Messenger RNA from Monodelphis domestica (gray short-tailed opossum), 1410 nucleotides. The record is from RefSeq and is a predicted model, not a curated record. Lineage: Eukaryota; Metazoa; Chordata; Mammalia; Didelphimorphia; Didelphidae.